AUUUUUUUAUGGGAAAAUUAGAAAAUACAAAGCAAUUUCCGUUUCAGAUCUGGGGGAAGGGAAGGGGUAAUAUUUGCCUUAACAUUGUUCAGAACCAACACCCAUCCUUGUUUGAACUGGAAGCGGCUCACCUUUCAGUCACUUGAUAUAAGUAUUUUCCUCGUUUAACUGAAUAAUUUGGGCACUCAUUUAUCGAAACCGAAUACUGGUUUAAAUUGUUAGAACAUUUUUCUCCAGUGCUUCUAGUGUAGCAAGUUAAUUAUAGCCUGUCUUUUCAUUGGCUAAUAUAUCCUGGAGGUAUAAUUAAAGUGUUGAGAAGCUAGAGAUUUUGGAGGCUUUCCAUUAAGAGGAGGGCCUGUCAGCCAGUCUACACUGAAGGGUAGUCUUAGGUCACCUCCAUGUGGCUUGUUUUGGGAAAUUAACCACACCAUGCUUAUAUUUAGGCUUUGUCCAGGGAUCUGAAACCACUUUGCAGUCGACGUACUCAGACACGAGCGCUCAGCCCACCUGUGAUUAUGGGUAUGGAACUUGGAACUCUGGGACAAACAGAGGCUACGAGAACUAUGGCUAUGGCUACGGCUAUGGCCAGGAUAACACCACCAACUAUGGGUAUGGUAUGGCCACUUCAAACUCUUGGGAAAUGCCUAGCUCUGACACAAAUGCAAACCCUAGUGCUGCGGGUAGCGCCAGUGCCGAUUCCGUUUUGUCCAGAAUUAACCAGCGCCUAGAUAUGGUGCCACACUUGGAGACAGACAUGAUGCAAGGAGGCGUGUACGGCUCAGGUGGAGAAAGAUAUGAUUCCUAUGAGGCCUGUGACUCGAGGGCCAUUCUGAGCGAGCGCGACCUAUACCGGUCAGGCUACGACUAUGGCGAACUUGACCCCGAGAUGGAAAUGGCCUACGAGGGCCAAUACGAUGCCUACCGCGACCAGUUCCGCAUGCGUGGCGGCGACACCUUUGGCCCACGGGCUCAGGGCUGGGCCCGGGACUCCAGGAGUGGCCGGCCGAUGGCCUCGGGCUAUGGGCGCAUGUGGGAAGACCCCAUGGGGGCCCGGGGCCAGUGCAUGCCUGGUGCCUCCCGGCUGCCCUCCCUCUUCUCUCAGAACAUCAUCCCCGAGUACAGCAUGUUCCAGGGCAUGCGUGGCGGGGGCGCCUUCCCAGGUGGCUCCCGCUUUGGCUUCGGUUUUGGCAAUGGCAUGAAGCAGAUGAGGCGGACCUGGAAGACCUGGACCACGGCUGACUUCCGGACCAAGAAGAAGAAGAGAAAGCAGUGCGGCAGUCCCGAUGAACCAGACAGCAAAGCCACCCGGACGGACUGCUCAGACAACAGUGAUUCAGACAAUGAUGAGGGCACUGAGGGGGAGGCCGCAGAGGGCACUGAAGGCGCCGAGGCUGUGGAGAAGGGCUCCAGAGCAGAAGGAGAAGAUGAAGACGGAAAAGAAGAAGGCAAAGAAGAAGGCAAAGAGGAUGCAGAAAAGGCGCCUCUCCAGCCCCUGUUGGGAGUCCGUGUCCCCCUACCUGAGUGAUGAGCGCCAGCAGGUACCUAACAGUAAAUCCAGCCUCAGCCCACUGUUGCCGCGGUGCGCCGUGGGGGGGUGGGCUGAGUCCUAUGAGCUUUCGGGUCUUUACCUCUGGGGGCUGCACUUAGGCCUCAGCCAAGGCCUCCCUGCAUCCCGCUACCUGGCCCCGCUGAACUUGUGCCAGUGUCCCCACCGAGACGGCUUCUGUUUGCCUUCCAGCCUCCCUGUGGCCCUCUGCAGAGUAUGGGUGUUCUGGAGAGCAGUGGGGUCAGCCUGUAUCCUCCUCUCUUCAGGACCUAGGCCCAAAACAGUUCCCUGCCCAGCCCAGGGUGCCCAGCCCUGCUCGUGGCCGGAGUCCUUGUUCGAACGGCUGCUCUCAGAAUGGACUAUCUGGAGUAGAAGGCGGGUGAUCCAGCCGGAGGCCCCAGGGCCUGCCCUGACCCAGUGGAACCAAGCUGGUGACUGUGCUCCCCUUUCCACAGGGGCCCUGAGCACCCAGGAUGAUAGUGGGCAGAUCAAGCGCAAGUUGCAGGCAGGCAAGAAGAGCCAGGACAAGCAGAAAAAGCGGCAGCGAGACCGCAUGGUGGAAAGGAUCCAGUUUGUGUGCUCUCUCUGCAAAUACCGGACCUUCUACGAGGAGGAGAUGGCCAGCCACCUCGAUAGCAAGUUCCACAAGGAGCACUUUAAAUACGUAGGCACCAAGCUCCCCAAGCAGACAGCUGACUUUCUGCAGGAGUAUGUUGCCAAUAAAACCAAGAAGACAGAGGAACUCCGGAAAACCGUGGAGGACCUUGAUGGUCUGAUUCAGCAGAUCUACAGAGACCAGGAUCUUACCCAAGAAAUUGCCAUGGAGCAUUUUGUGAAGAAAGUAGAGGCAGCGCACUGUGCAGCCUGUGACCUCUUCAUUCCCAUGCAGUUUGGGAUCAUUCAGAAGCACCUCAAGACCAUGGAUCACAACCGCAACCGCAGGCUCAUGAUGGAGCAGUCCAAGAAGUCCUCGCUCAUGGUGGCCCGCAGCAUCCUCAACAACAAAAUCAUCAGCAAGAAGCUGGAACGCUACCUGAAGGGUGAAAACCCGUUCACUGAUAGCCCCGAGGAGGAGAAGGAACAGGAGGAGGCCGAGGGCGGCGCCCUGGACGAGGGAGCGCUAGUCGAAGCGGCAGGGGGCGCCGAGGGUGCAGAUGGCGCGCCGGCGCAGCCCCCUGUGCCCCCGGAGCCAGCGCCCGAGGCCGCGUCCCCACCACCGCCACCGCCGCCCCCAGAAGAGGAGGAGGAGGAGGAGGCCGUGCCCCUGCUGGGCGGGGCGCUUCAGCGCCAAAUCCGCGGUAUCCCGGGCCUCGACGUGGAGGCCGACGACGACGAGGAGGGUGGCGGGGGCGCACCGUAACCCGGGCCCCAGGCGGGCAGGACCCGCGUGGCCAAAGAUGGAAGCUAGGCCUAAUAAAGCUCUUCCG
Enhydra lutris kenyoni (northern sea otter) is the source of this 2973-nucleotide messenger RNA. Its product is annotated as A-kinase anchoring protein 8 like. The record is from RefSeq and is a predicted model, not a curated record. Lineage: Eukaryota; Metazoa; Chordata; Mammalia; Carnivora; Mustelidae. The transcript is spliced from 13 exons. Gene Ontology annotation, cellular component: nucleus; nuclear matrix. Gene Ontology annotation, molecular function: protein kinase A regulatory subunit binding; DNA binding. Bases 1284 to 2906 code for a protein of 540 amino acids.